CAUGCCCCCCGCCAACUGCUCGGCGCCCAGCGUCGUGGUGGAGGCGUCUGUGGCCACGCUGCUCCUGCUGGAGGGCGGCCUGGGCCUUCUGGGCAACGCCGUGGCGCUGUGGACCUUCUUCUUCCGCCUGCAGGUGUGGAAACCCUACGCCGUCUACCUGCUCAACCUGGUCGUGGCCGACCUCCUGCUGACCUUCUGCCUGCCCUUCCACGCUGCCUUCUACCUGAGACACAAGACGUGGAGCUUUGGACACGCGUCCUGCCAAAGCCUGUUCUUCCUGCAGGUCCUCAGCCGCGGGGCGGGCGUCGCCUUCCUCACGGCCGUGGCUUUAGACCGGUACUUCCGGGUGGUCCACCCCCGGCUGAAGGUCAACCUCGCGUCCCCCCGGGCGGCCUGGGGGGUGUCGGGCUUCAUGUGGCUGCUGCUGCUUGGCCUCACCCACCAGAGCCUGUUCGUCUCGGAGGCCGCGUGCCCGGGUCUGGAGCCUGCGGGAGAAGUCUCCUUCAGCAUCAUUUGGCAGGAAGCACUGUUCUUCCUGCAGUUUGUCCUUCCCUUUGGGCUCAUCCUGUUCUGCAACGCCAGGAUCCUCAGGACCCUCCAGAGGUGCCUCCGAGACCCGGACAAGCAGCCCAAGCUGCAGAGGGCCCGGGCGCUGGUGACGGUGGUCGUGGUCCUGUUCGCCGUGUGCUUUCUGCCCAGCUUCCUGGCCCGGAUCUUGGUGGCCGCCUUCCGCAGGGUGGGCGGCUGCGGGUUCCUGGGAGCGAUGGUGCACGUGUGCGACGUGACCAACGGCCUCACCUACCUGCAGAGUGUGCUGAACCCGGUCGUGUACUGCUUCUCCAGCCCCGCGUUCAGAUACUCCUACCGCAAGGUCUUCAACACCCUCAGGGGCCGAGGGAGGGAAACCGAGGCCCCGGGGGACAUCAAAGACUCCUACUCUUGAGGCCAGCCAGCCGCCGGGCCCCGGGGCGCAGGAAGGGCAGCGGUCUGAGCGCUAAGGACCACCGCUGAGGGUUGCGGGGCGAGGACACCCCGGGGCCGCGCCACAAGGAUCGGGACCCCCACAUCGGCACUGUGGCCGUGCUCUCACACACACCAUCUUCUGGAUUUCCGUCAGCUAUUCUGCAUGACCGGACAGAGCAGAUUAGCAAGCCAGAGUCUCCUCUCCACCCGCGACAAGGCAGACUGAGCAGCUGACCUGGAAGCCGGCUACGGCUGCGCUCUCACGGAAGGUGUUCUCAUGGGUCCGUCAUGGGAGGAUGAAGGCGGAGAGGGGCACCACUCUUGCUGCGUCUGCUCUUGGUGAGUCGUCUGCUUGCACUCUCCAGAGAGUCUGCUCUCUCCACCUGCCGCACACACUUGUGAUGACUGGCCCCGGAGAGUGGCACGCGGCACUGCAAGGCCACGUUUGGGGGGCGUACCUUAUUGAGUUCCAUGCUCGGCUCCGGCUGGCACAUAGUGUUUCCUGUUUAUAACAUUUUGCUUCAUUUGCAUGGAUGGUACAUGAUGCCAAAGACAACACUGUUCCCUAGUUUAUUAUAAGAAACACGUUCCUACUAAAUUUCUCAAAAUUGCCACCAGAACUCCUCUCUCGAGUUUGAAUGUCUAAAUGCUUUUGAAACUCACUUUGCUUCCCUGCUCUGAGAAGUCACUGUAGUCAAUGCCCCGGGAGGCCACACAGAGCCGGUGGGCCCACCUGAGCCCAGCCCCCAGCGCUCCUGCAACAGCCCCAUGGUCUCAUGUCAUGCUCUUAAAUUAUGCCCACGUCUGGAGCUCACGAUGGUGACAACAGAGUUUGGAGGUUGCCUACCUGACUGCCUUGUCUUGUUCUCUUCAAACCUGGUGCUGUGGCCCCCAAAAGGGACUCCCCAAAAUGCGUAGAGGAGGCACAGGGUCUAGUUUGUGAGGAGGCCCACACCUGUGGCCUGGAGCUGCACCUGCCUUGUCCACACGGACAGACCACUGCUCUUCCCCGGGCCGCCCCAUGAUCUUGGUAAGAUUCAGGGUGAAAAGUGGGGACCUUAGGCCAGAGGAAAUGGCAAUCCCACCUUCUGGAUCGUUCGCCUACCAGGUAGGCUCCGUCUCGGACCCAAGUUUAAGAUGUGAGUGUGUUCCUGUUCCUGUGCUCCGCCUAACACGGUUCCCAGAGGAUGGCAAAUGCGCUCAGCGAUCCUGGGCCACGGUUAGCAGGUUUCAUGUCCUCCAGAGUGAGUGGAAUUUCAGGUGGCUGGUACGGAGCUGUGACCAGACAAUAAUGCGGGAGGUCCUAAUAAAAUUCUCU
Molecule: messenger RNA, 2281 nt
Organism: Mirounga angustirostris (Northern elephant seal)
Lineage: Eukaryota; Metazoa; Chordata; Mammalia; Carnivora; Phocidae
Gene: GPR31
Product: G protein-coupled receptor 31
Exons: 1
Coding region: 2-943 (313 amino acids)
Biological process (GO): negative regulation of inflammatory response; G protein-coupled receptor signaling pathway
Cellular component (GO): membrane
Molecular function (GO): bioactive lipid receptor activity
Source: RefSeq, a predicted model, not a curated record